AUGACAAAGCCUCAAAAUCCAAUUUUUUGCUGGUUCUUUCUUCCGUAUAAAUUUGAAUUCUUUAUCAUUUCUUAUGAAUGUGUUGCAGCUGCAAAGCUUUCGAUCGAAGAAUUUUAUCAAGUUGCACCAACCGGGAAAUUACAUGCGGCAGAUUUAUUCCACAGACAUCCGGAACGAAUAGCUGGAUCAAAUAAAAUUACUCCCUAUUUGGAAAACAUUAGUACUGGUGAGUCAAUGUCCGGAAAUCAGCAUGGGCCACAACCAUCACCAAAUUUAGCGAUGCCCCAGAAAUCACCACAUGUAAGACGAGCAAAGUGGCAUCUUGGAAUAAGAAGCCAAAGUCGGCCU
This is a messenger RNA of Gongylonema pulchrum, 348 nucleotides long. NCBI's taxonomy places the organism in Eukaryota, Metazoa, Nematoda, Chromadorea, Rhabditida, Gongylonematidae. The record is from the annotation of a GenBank genome assembly.